This is a messenger RNA of Mesitornis unicolor (brown roatelo), 1293 nucleotides long. It is a transcript of the gene LMOD2, whose product is annotated as leiomodin 2 (cardiac). Gene Ontology annotation, molecular function: tropomyosin binding. The record is from RefSeq and is a predicted model, not a curated record. The annotation marks the transcript as partial. Gene Ontology annotation, biological process: pointed-end actin filament capping; myofibril assembly; muscle contraction. Gene Ontology annotation, cellular component: myofibril; striated muscle thin filament. Lineage: Eukaryota; Metazoa; Chordata; Aves; Mesitornithiformes; Mesitornithidae. The transcript is spliced from 2 exons.
AUGUCUACCUUUGGCUACAGAAGAGAGCUCAGUAAAUACGAAGACAUUGAUGAAGACGAGCUCCUCGCUUCUCUCACUGAAGAGGAGCUGAAGGAGCUGGAGCGGGAGCUGGAGGACAUCGAGCCUGACCGUAACCUCCCGGUGGGACAGCGGCAGAAGAGCCUGACAGAGAAAACACCGACGGGGACUUUCAGCCGGGAAGCACUGAUGGCCUAUUGGGAGAGGGAGACCAGGAAACUCUUAGAAAAAGAGAGAUUGGGUGCAUGCGAAAAGGACUCUGAGCAAGAAGAAGACAAUUCAGAAGAUAUUCAAGAAGAAUAUUUCACAGAAAGCAAUAGUGAAGUGUCUGAGGAGGCAUAUACUGAAGAGGACGAUGAAGAAGAAGAAGAAGAGGAGGAGGAAGAUGAUGAAGAUGACAGUAAUGAUGAGGAUGAGGAAAUACAAAAUCCUGCAGCUGGUGAAAGACCUGAGGAUGGCCGGAGUUCUGACCACAUCAGACGCAAAAAGUGUAAUGGCGCAAAGGACAACAAAAAUUUACUCAACGGCCAUGAUGGAAAAGACACCGACAAUCUGAGCUCGAAAAGCAGUGCCAUCCACCCUUGUGGAAAUCCAACAGUUAUUGAGGAUGCUUUGGAAAAAGUUAGGAGCAAUGACACCAACACCACAGAGGUCAACCUGAACAACAUUGAAAACAUCACUUCACAGAUGCUCAUACAAUUUUCUCAAGCCCUGAGGGACAACACAGUGGUCAAGUCAUUCAGUUUGGCUAACACACAUGCUGACGACAGCGUUGCAAUAGCUAUUGCUGGUAUGUUAAAGGUAAAUCAGCAUAUCACUAGUCUGAAUAUUGAGUCAAAUUUUAUCACAGGCAAAGGAGUGCUGGCCAUCAUGAGGGCUUUGCAGAAUAACAAGGUCCUGACAGAACUGCGGUUCCACAACCAAAGGCACAUCAUGGGCAGCCAGGUGGAGAUGGACAUAGUUAAACUGUUGAAAGAGAACACCACUCUGGUCAAGCUUGGGUACCACUUUGACCUUGCUGGUCCAAGAAUGAGCAUGACAAGUAUCCUGACAAGAAAUAUGGAUAAACAAAGGCAAAAGCGCAUACAGGAGCAGCGGCAACAAGAGUCUGGCUGUGAUGGAGCCAUCAAUCCAAAGACCAAAGUCUUGCAGAAAGGGACACCUCGGUCCUCACCUUACGUGUCACCUAAGAGCUCACCCUGGUCCUCUCCCAAGCUCCCUAAGAAAGCACCUCCAGUGAAAUGUCAGCCUCCAGCUCCUGCAGCCCCACCUCCC